AUGUCCGCCGACUUGGAUCUAAACGUCACCUCAUCUGAAGUAUUCCUCUACAUCUACGACAUGUCCAAAGGGAUGGCCAAAGCGUUUUCGCAGAUGUUUUUAGGUAAAGAGCUUCCGGGCAUUUGGCACACGAGUGUCAUCGCCUACGAGAGGGAGUACUUCUUCGGCUCGUGUGGUAUUCAGAGCUGUAAUGCGGGUGAGACCAUUCUCGGCGAACCGGAUCAGAUGCUAAAGCUGGGCAAAUGUCAGUUGCCUUACAGCCUAUUCCUCGAGUACUUGUCCUCUUUGGGAGACUCGACCUUCGCACCCGGAACCUAUAACUUAAUGGAACACAACUGCAAUAACUUUAGUAACGAAUUGUCUCUAUUCCUCACCGGAAGACCUGUCCCUCAAGAGAUCCUUGACUUACCAUCAGAAGUGCUCAAUACGUGA
Molecule: messenger RNA, 432 nt
Organism: Oppiella nova
Lineage: Eukaryota; Metazoa; Arthropoda; Arachnida; Sarcoptiformes; Oppiidae
Source: the annotation of a GenBank genome assembly